AGAUCCGGAUAAGCAUCACCUCAACACACUGAUUUCCAGCAGAAACACGCGAGCACAGAGCGGCCAUGGCCACUGCACCUUACAACUACUCCUACAUCUUCAAGUACAUCAUCAUUGGUGAUAUGGGUGUAGGGAAGUCCUGCCUGCUGCAUCAGUUCACAGAGAAGAAAUUCAUGGCGGACUGUCCGCACACUAUCGGCGUGGAGUUCGGCACCAGGAUCAUGGAGGUGAGCGGACAGAAGAUCAAGCUGCAGAUCUGGGACACGGCGGGUCAGGAGCGCUUCAGAGCCGUCACACGCAGCUACUAUAGAGGAGCCGCUGGAGCACUGAUGGUCUACGACAUCACCAGGAGAAGCACAUACAACCACCUCAGCAGCUGGCUGACGGACGCCAGAAACCUCACCAACCCCAACACUGUCAUCAUACUGAUAGGAAAUAAAGCCGAUCUGGAGGCGCAGCGGGACGUGACGUACGAGGAGGCCAAGCAGUUUGCGGAGGAGAACGGUCUGCUGUUCCUGGAGGCCAGCGCUAAAACCGGAGAGAACGUAGAGGACGCUUUCCUGGAAGCAGCCAAGAAGAUCUACCAGAACAUUCAGGACGGCAGUCUGGAUCUGAACGCGGCAGAAUCCGGCGUCCAGCACAAACCCUCAGCGCCGCAGGGAGGAAGACUGACGAGUGAAACACAGCCGCAGCGGGAGGGGUGUGGCUGCUAAUUCAUCAUCAUCAUCAUCAUCAUCAUCAUCACGCGGCUCCUUAUUCUCCGUGCUCUUAUUUCCCAUAAUCCUCAUCCGCUGAACACCAGUCAGCCUCUUUUAUAUCCCAAACGAGACGUCACAUUCAUCGGAAAUAACAAACCAGACCUGCUGGAGAGCGUGACAGUGUUGCACAUCGCGAGUCACGUUACUAUAAUUGCGAGAUGCAUUUCUGCUGGUCUGGAUCACUGAUUGGACGCGCGUCUAACGAAAAAUCCUCUUUACGUCAAUUUUUUCAACAUAACAAUGAGACGUCAAAUGUGUUGGUAAUGAACAAGACACGGGGUUAAACACGGCUAAAUAUUGGCACUGCAUUAGCUAUGUUAUUGAGAACGUCAAACCUGUUUUAUAUCGAUAAUUAGCAUAACAAUGAGACGGCAUUCGUUGGAAAUAAACAUGAUAUGCUUUGAUUAUAUGCCUUAAUAUCGGCACCGUAUACAUUGUUAGUAAUAUCAAACAUGUUUCUGCUGGUGUUGAUUCGAUGCCUGUCCAAUGAAAAAGCCUCUUCAAGUCAAUAUUUUGUCACAUCCGUCGGUAAUAAACAAAACCUGUUGGAAAACGUGACAUGGCAUUGAAUACGUCAUAAUAUCGGCACCACAUGAAUUACAUUAUUGAAGACGUCAAAUGCAUUUUGUUUCGACACUCAUCAGCCUCUAUAUUAAUAUCUUUGUUAGCGUAACAAUGAGACGUCACAUUGAUCAGUAAUAAACUAGACAUGGCAAUACAUACGUCAUAAUAUUAGCACUGUAUGAGUUACGUUAUUAUGAACGUCUUAUGAAUUUCUGCUGGUGUUGAUUUGACAUGUUUGAGUCACUGAUUGGAAGCCCAACUAACAAAAAAAGCCUCUUUUUAUGUCAAUUAUUUUAUAAUAAUAAGACGUUUGUCGGUAAUAAUCAAGACAUGUCAUUGAGUAUGUCCUAAUAUUGGCACUGUAAGCGUUACGGUAUUGAGAACGGCAAAUGCAUUUUGAUUUGAUGUGUUGAACACCCAACAGCCUCUACUUAUAUCGGCGUCUUAAUAAGCGUAACAAUGAGACGUCACAUUCAUCGGAAAUGAGACUUGUUGGAAAACGUGAUGUUAAAUACGUCAUAAUAUUGACACCGUAUGAGUUACGUUAUUGAGAACGUCAAAUGCAUUUUGAUUUAACGUGUUGAACACACUCUUUUAUAUCGAUCAGACAUCAGAUUUGUGGGAAAUAAACAAGACAUGGCAUUGAAUGUGUCUUAAUAUUGGCGCUGUACGAGUUACGUUAAUAUGAACGUCAAAUGCAUUUCUGCUAUUGUUGAUUUGACAAGUCACUAAUGGGACUUUUGAUAACGUGACAGCAUUGAACACGUUAUUGAGAGUAUAUUUUAUAGCUUAAUGAGACUUUUUAUAUCAAUAAGACAUCCGAUUUGGCAGAAAUAAACAAGACGUGGAAUUGAAUAUAUCCUAAUAUUGGCACUGUAAUAUUGCGUUACAAUAUUACGAAUGUCGAAUGCAUUUGCUUUGACGUGUUGAAGCUCCUGUAAUGAGACAGGGUGCAGAUUAAUAUUUCAAUUAUUUACAUUGUAAUUAUAAUUUUAAUAUGCAUUCGCAAAUGCAUUGAUCCCAAUUUUCUUGUGGUGUGAACAGCUUAAUGAAAAGAAUAAGAUCACUUUAUAGAC
Danio rerio (zebrafish) is the source of this 2398-nucleotide messenger RNA. It is a transcript of the gene rab14l, whose product is annotated as RAB14, member RAS oncogene family, like. Gene Ontology annotation, cellular component: cytosol; phagocytic vesicle; early endosome membrane. The record is from RefSeq and is marked validated. Gene Ontology annotation, biological process: phagosome maturation; Golgi to endosome transport; defense response to bacterium. Lineage: Eukaryota; Metazoa; Chordata; Actinopteri; Cypriniformes; Danionidae. Gene Ontology annotation, molecular function: GTPase activity; GTP binding; G protein activity.